UGUUUUCUUGGGCUUGUUUAGAUUUUUUUGAGUGUGAUGUCUGAAUUCGGUUAAAGCUUUACUAAUUGUAGUGUUUCGCUGUUUGAUUAGUCGUUUGUUGUUCACUGAAUUUAGGUUUUCGGAAAAGAAAAUGAAUCUGUUUUGUGGGCGGAGCAAUUAUGUAAAUUGUGUUUCUUGGUUGAUGGUAAAUCUUUUGGUUGUUUAAUCAUAUCAGACAUCGAGGUUAAAGGGGAAAGUGAAGAAGAGUCUUCACUUGCUCCCUUGUAGGAAGGGCAUGUACUGCAAGUUAUGGUUUCAUUUGUCGUCGUCUAUAUAAUUUUAACGUUGGGAAAAGUAAAGGAAACUUGCCGUUACUUGGAAAUCGUUCAAUUUUAUCGAAAAACCUUAAUUUUUUGUUAUUGAGGUUUGUAUUUCUUACCAUUCAUUCAAGCUGUGCUAGGUGAUUGUACUGGAUGAAACACAACAAUCCACAACAAAGAAAAUAAAGAGAAAAGACAUCAAAGAAGUGGGGUGGGCUGAGGAUUCUUUUAUGAGACACUGCCGAUACCCGUAGCUGCCUAUGAAAGCAUCAACAUCAUGGAGGUGGCUGGCGAAGAAAUGGCGUUUCUUAUUUGACGGGGGAAUAUGCGGAACAAAGAUGAAACAGAUGCCGUUUAUGGGAUUUAUCUGUACAGUAAUGUUGUUCAUUAUCUAUAGGACCACAAAUUAUCAGUAUCAACAGACAGAGGUGGAGUCGAAAUUGCUUCCUUUCUACAAACCAAAGGCUUCAGUUGUUGCUACGUCGGGUUUGAAUAGUUUGCCUCGUGGUAUCAUCGAACCAAGGUCAGACCUGGAGUUAAGGCCUCUAUGGACGACAAGCAGUUCUAAGUCCAAGAUGAGAUCACGGAGCUCUAAUUACUUGCUAGCAAUGCCUGUUGGAAUUAAACAAAAGCAGAAUGUUGAUACUAUUGUCCGAAAGUUUCUUCCAGAGAAUUUUACUAUUAUUUUGUUCCACUAUGACGGAAACUUGGAUGGGUGGUGGGACCUGGAAUGGAGUAGGGAAGCUGUACAUAUAGUUGCUCACAACCAAACGAAAUGGUGGUUUGCAAAACGCUUUUUACAUCCGUCUGUCGUGUCUAUUUAUGAUUACAUAUUCCUGUGGGAUGAAGAUUUGGGUGUCCAGAAUUUCCACCCUGGAAGGUAUCUGGAAAUUGUAAAAUCAGAAGGACUUGAGAUAUCACAGCCAGCUUUGGACCCCAAUUCUACUGGUAUACAUCACAGGAUCACGAUAAGAAAGAGAACGAAAAUAUUCCAUAGAAGAGUUUAUGAUGCCAGAGGUAGUACAAAGUGUUCAGAUGAUAGUGAGGGGCCGCCAUGCACUGGGUUUGUGGAAGGAAUGGCUCCUGUAUUUUCAAGAUCAGCGUGGCAUUGUGCCUGGAAUUUGAUACAGAAUGAUCUUGUUCAUGGAUGGGGAAUGGACAUGAAACUCGGCUAUUGUGCACAGGGGGAUCGCACAAAAAAGGUGGGAGUAGUUGAUAGUGAAUACAUAGUUCAUCAGAGUAUACAAACUUUGGGUGGGCAAUCAGCAAGAAAGGUCUCGAAUCUUGAACAGACAGUCAAGAGUCACACUGUUGACGUGAGAUCAGAGAUUAGGAGGCAAUCAACAAUAGAACUUAAGAAAUUUAAGGAACGAUGGGAACGAGCUGUAAAGGAGGACAAGAAGUGGGUCGAUCCAUUUCCUUCAACCCGGAAGCGAAAGCUUAGGCGGGAGCGUAAAAGGCUAUACUCCGAGGUAUAGGCAGAUCGCUUGUGGUCCACAGUUGACGCGGGUUGUAAUCUCUCAGUCCAUCAGGCUGAAUGUAAAAUCUCAUGAUUAAUUUAUUUUUUAAGUUCCAUGUCAUUGUCAUUCUGGGAUGGUGUUGUGUGGGGUGCUGAGGCUAUUGGACAUCAGUGUUGAUGACUAUUGGAGUUUGUAAAUUUUAUGAAAUUUUGGUAGAAAUUUCGAUUUAUACAAAAAGCUGGAAAUCUUGAAUCAA
This is a messenger RNA of Sesamum indicum (sesame), 2015 nucleotides long. RefSeq lists its product as uncharacterized. The record is from RefSeq and is a predicted model, not a curated record. Lineage: Eukaryota; Viridiplantae; Streptophyta; Magnoliopsida; Lamiales; Pedaliaceae.